Messenger RNA from Mercenaria mercenaria, 1396 nucleotides. Its product is annotated as RNA helicase aquarius-like. NCBI's taxonomy places the organism in Eukaryota, Metazoa, Mollusca, Bivalvia, Venerida, Veneridae. Bases 782 to 1366 code for a protein of 194 amino acids. The transcript is spliced from 7 exons. The record is from RefSeq and is a predicted model, not a curated record.
AAUACAUGUACAAAUCAAAUACAUCAUAGUUUGAACAAGAUAAGUAGAAAAGGAUAAGAAUGGAAUACAGAAUUUCUCUCCUUAUUUUUUUCGAGUGUCAUGAAUUUGGACUGCUUAACUUGCCUAAGCCUUUGUAUUCGUUUCCUGAGCACCAGUAUUAUUUGAUACUUUUUUCAAGGGCGAUUCUAAUUUACUAGCGGAAUUUGUUAUUUUUAUGCCCCCGAAGGGAGGCAUAUUAGUUUUCAACUGUCCGUCCGUUCGUUAGUUCAUUCGUCACAACGUUAACUUUUUGUAUGAGGCACUUUACUCGCGAACCACUGCACCCAGGACCUUCAAACUUAUCAUGCUGGUAGUAUUUAUUGAGUACAGGACUCCUACUGACUUCGGGGUCACCAGGUCAAAGGUCAAGGUCAAGGCGCUGCAGGGCAUUUGUCACCAUUAGUGACAGCUCUUGUUUGAAGUAGUGUUAGGGUAGAGCGUCUGAUUCCGGUUCAAGGGGUCACAGAAUUAAAUGGAGGUUGGUUUCAGUUUUCACUAUCUCUAGUUUAAGACAAAGGUCUAGUUAGAAAUCCAGAAAGGACUUUAUUCUCUAUAACAAUGUAAAGUAAAUACACAUGUAUUUGAACUAUUAUAUUUCCAGAAAGUUGCCUUUAAACAUUUCCCAGACUCACAUCAGUUUGCUAUAGCCAGUGUGGCAAGUGUAGACAGCAGGAAGUCCUUGUUGAAGUAUUUUAAUCCUCUCAGUACAAGUGACAUACACAGGAUAUUGGGUCAUCUCAACAUGUUGCCUAUGUUAGAGGAAGGUCAGGAUUCAACACAAGACAGAGAGUUCCUUCUAGAACUCAUGGUAAUCCACCAUGAGAGAAAGAAGUCCCAGCUGGAACAGAUUAAUGAGAUGCCAAUGUACCCUACAGAAGAUAUCAUCUGGGAUGAGAAUAUAGUGCCAACAGAGUAUUAUAAUAGUGAAGGAACACUUGCCUUACCGAAAAUCAACCUGCAGUUCUUGACACUACACGAUUACCUGCUGAGAAACUUCAGUUUAUUCAGACUAGAAUCUACAUUGAAAUGUAUGCAGUGCAACUGUACUGGUAAUGAGAUGCAGGUCUUUGUCCUACAUGAUGAGGGAAACAUAGUGUAUGGCAGUUUUGGAAAACAUUGUGAAAUAGCAGUGAGGCGAAAUGGCUACAAGCCAUGGACUUCAGAAGAGAAAGCCUGUAUUCUACAUGCUGUAUUGAGGGAACAAUAUUGGAUUUUCAGAUUUUAUGCAAAUGAUAGAAAACAUUUAACAAGUUUAUACUGGGUACUGAACAAUAUGGUGUACAGAAGUUUGGAUUCUUUUGGCUGGAUAGUUUGUACAGUAUGGUGAAACUAGAGGAUGAAAGCUCACAUACAAGUA